This is a messenger RNA of Cydia fagiglandana, 3840 nucleotides long. It is a transcript of the gene Tpr2, whose product is annotated as dnaJ homolog subfamily C member 7. The transcript is spliced from 8 exons. Lineage: Eukaryota; Metazoa; Arthropoda; Insecta; Lepidoptera; Tortricidae. The record is from RefSeq and is a predicted model, not a curated record. The coding region runs from base 100 to 1584 and encodes 494 amino acids. Gene Ontology annotation, molecular function: protein binding.
CCGAUUGCACACCGACCUAGGUCUUUCUUUUGUGGAACCGUCGUCAAAAUAAAGGAGACCUUUGUAUCAAAAAUAUUCCGAAAAUUAUAAAAAAUAAAAAUGGCAGAAUCGGAAAUAGUGGAUGCGGACCUUACAAUUGAUGAUUUACUUCCUAAAAGUCCAGAAAGUCUGGCUGAGGAGAAGAAAGAGAGUGGCAACCACUUGUACAAAUUUAAAAAUUACAAGGGUGCUCUUGUUAUGUACGAUGAAGCCAUUCAGCUAUGCCCGGAGAAUGCCUCUUACUACGGCAACAGAUCAGCUUGUUACAUGAUGCUGGGCAUGUACAAGAAGGCCCUGGAGGAUGCUCAGAAAUCUGUCGUGCUGGAUCCAACAUUCACCAAGGGAUACAUCAGAAUUGCAAAAUGCUGCAUAGCUCUUGGGGACAUCUCAGGCGGAGAGCAAGCCGUACGCAGUGCAACGGAGCUGGGCGGCGCCGACUGCGCAACGAGCGAGCGCCGCGCGCUGGAGUCUCUGCGUAGGCUGCAUGAGGAUGCCCAGCGCGCCAUGGAGGCUGAGGACUAUCGCCGAGCUGUGUUCUGCAUGGACCGCUGCCUCGACUACAGUCCAUCCAGCUCCAAGGCCAAAUUGACCAAAGCAGAAUGCUUGGCUAUGAUUGGACGCUGCCAAGAAGCACAAGAAAUUGCUAAUGACAUGAUCAGACAUGACAGUUUGGACGCAGAGGCCAUAUUUGUGCGUGGCCUCUGUCUAUAUUUUGAGGACAAGGAUGACCAGGCAUUCAAGCAUUUCCAACAAGUGUUGCGUCUUGCACCCGAUCACAAGAAAGCAAUGGAGACUUAUAAGAAAGCUAAACUUCUCAAGCAAAAGAAGGAGGAAGGAAAUGAAGCGUUCAAGAUGGGCCGCUGGCAGCAAGCCCUUACCCUGUACAACGAAGCCCUCACCAUCGACAAAAACAACAGAGCCGUCAAUGCUAAGCUCUACUUCAACAAGGCCACAGUGUGCGCCAAACUCAACCAAAUCAAGGAAGCCGCCGAGGCUUGCACCGCUGCUCUUGAAUUAGAUGAAAAUUAUGUGAAAGCCCUUCUCCGCCGAGCCAAGUGCUACACAGAACUGGGAGAGUUCGAGGAGGCAGUCAAGGACUAUGAGAGACUAUACAAGAUUGAUAAAAGCAAAGAAAACAAAAUGUUACUCCAAGAGGCCAAACUUGCUCUUAAGAAGUCCAAACGCAAAGACUAUUAUAAAAUACUUGGGGUUGAGAAAUGUGCAUCUGAAGAUGAUAUUAAGAAGGCUUACAGGAAGCGCGCGCUCGUGCACCACCCGGACCGGCACGCGGGCGCGCCGGAGGGCGAGCGGCGCGAGCAGGAGCGCCGCUUCAAGGAAGUGGGCGAGGCCUACGGCGUGCUCAGCGACCCCAAGAAGCGCGCGCGCUACGACCACGGCCACGACAUGGACGACGACAGCGGCGGCAUGGCCGACAUCGACCCGAACGUAGUGUUCCAGACUUUCUUCAACCGCGGGGGCCAACACUUUGACUUCCAGUCGGGAGGGGGCUUCCCUGGAUCCGCAUUUAGCUUCCAGUUCGGUUAAUCUAUAGGGAAACUAACGAAACAAUGUCCCAGAUAGAUACACAAAAUUACUAAUUCAAUACAAUGCCAUUCCAAAUUAUAUCAACCAAAUUAGUGCACUUUGUUUGAUCGUGUAGCGACCACGUUUCUUUUGAUUGUUUUAUUAUAGUUAUACCUACUCGUCAUUUAGCACUAACCGAACAUUUACAAUGUCAAAUUAUGAUGUGUGGAGUGUAACGUUCUGAUAAAAAUUAAUCAUAUUUUAUAUUUAUAGUUAACAAAAAUAGUGUUGCGUUUUAGUACCUGCAAUAUUUGUAAUCACGAAUGUAUCCAAUGCCCUUAUAGUUCGUUUUUUUAGCAUUAGAAAAAAGGUAAACAAUCUUGACGUGUCUUUUAUUUUGACAAACAAUGUUGAAAAAUAAGUCACAGCAAAUAUGUAACGAUUAUUUACAUUCUUUUGCUUUCAUAAGUAAUAGUUACUGAUUAAAAAAAAAAUUAAAGACACGUCAAGAUCGCGUAGUCUUUUUCUAAUGCUAAAGAAAUGAAGUAUAGAGAGACCUCAAACUAGCGUCUUUUGAGAGUCGGCGUCUAGUCAACGUUACGGAAAAUGGCGCAGUUGCGCCAACGUUGCCUCGAACAGCAGCCAUAGAUUUGGCUAGACGCCGACGCUCAGGAGACGCCAUUGUGGGAUGGCCCUUAAUAUAUGGGAUGCAUUAACCCCUUUUAAUAACAAGAUGGUUAAUGGCAAAUUAAUGUUAAUCGCAUAAUUAAUUAAUAAUAUAGAGAUAGUAAUGUUAUCGACUGAUUUGGUUAAGUAACUUUUUUCAUUCUUCAUAUGAAGUAAUAAUGGUUUGUUUUCUUUGAUAGUUAUUGGAACCCUUUUGAUAUGCAUAUGUAGCCCUGUUAGUAGAUCAGAAAUAGAACUGUACCUUGCAUUUUUUUAUAAUAUCAUGUGUAGUUUGUCUCAUUCUAUUCUCAUUUUAUAUUACAUUGUUAUAUUUAUAUGUCUGACAACAAUACAGACCUUCAUGAAAUGGGCCCCUCAUAUAAAAAUUAUAACUAUAUAAUUAGGCGAAAAAUCUGUAAAGUCAUAGCAAGUGAUAGAUUUAUUUUAUUGAAAGUGUUCGUCUAACAUUAAAUAAGAAAACGAUGUAUGUACAGUCAGCAUUCAUAUAAAUACUGUCGGCCAAAUAUAUCGAUUCAUAUGCUUGUUAGUAUUAUAUUGAUGUGAUGUGUUAAGAUAUAUUUAGCCACUUAGGUCGUCACUGUAUAUUUGAAGCUGAUUGUACUGAGCAGCACAUCUAGCACGUUUUACCAAGACUCGCGCGACUACAUGUAUCAAGUCGCGCACUUUACGGCAACAUGUGCUAGACGUCCUGAUAUCAUAUGAAUUUACAUCGAGCGUUGGGAGAUGUCAGGUAAGAUAACACUAAAGCAUGUUAUAUGGGAUUGUUUCAAAUAAUUACAAGUACCUAUAGUACAAAGUAACGCUUUUAUAACUUGGUUGGUGUCAUAAUUUACCAUCUGAACUACUUGUUCGGUUUUAAAGCCGACCACUGACUAACAGUCCGCCGGACGAUAACGGCCGGUCAGUUGUUCGGAACUGUAAAAUUUUUGUCCUAACUGACAGGCCGAUAUCGUCCGGCGGCCUGUUAGUCAGUGGUCGGCCUAAUAUUGUAUAAAAUCAGCAACAUCAAAAGUGGGCACAAUCAAAGAGAAUUUGAAAUAGAGCGUUACAUUCAUGGUUAAUUAUGUAGUUACAGUACAUUUACUGCCAUCUUUCGACAGACGAUUAAAACUGUUAGAACGCUAUUUGACUUUGAUCAUUAUUUACUGAUAUGUGUUAACUUAGGUACUAAAUAUUAAUAUUAACGCCACUCGAGAGUAGGCUGAAGGUUAUGGCGCCAUCGCUCGAGAAGAUUGCACCAUACCUAUGGCCGAGUAGAUGGCGUUAAUAUUAAGAUUUAAUAAGUUAACACAUAUCAGUGAAAGAAUACGGAGCAAAGUUCAAAUGGCGUUCUAACAGAUUUAUGUUGUCGAAAGGUGGCAGUAAAUUUACAGUGGCUACAUAAUUUACUUUGACAAUCCGCCUCUAUACACUCUAUUCUCUUUGGCACAAUAAAUGCAGAGUCUUUUGACCUUGCUGACUGUCCUUCGUCUAACGAAACAACAUCUAUGCUGUUGUUGCCGAAUAUAAGAAUGCCAACUCUGAUAAUUGUACUUCAUUUUAUUAUCGGUACGGUUUAGAAAUAAAGUUUUACGCCAAAUGUGGAUUGUA